Sodiomyces alkalinus F11 is the source of this 742-nucleotide messenger RNA. RefSeq lists its product as hypothetical. The record is from RefSeq and is a predicted model, not a curated record. The transcript has a single exon. Bases 111 to 524 code for a protein of 137 amino acids. Lineage: Eukaryota; Fungi; Ascomycota; Sordariomycetes; Glomerellales; Plectosphaerellaceae.
CGGCGCACAUACGCUCGAAAUAACAACGUACUCUCUCGUCUAUAUUUUGAGAUUCGCGCUGUGGGACCGGAAGCGUUUGCCGAAAGCACAGCGAGUGGUGUCGUUCGUCCAUGCGGUGUGAUCUCGCGGUAUUGCGCCAGUGGUUGUUCCAAUGGUCUACAACGGCCCCGGUCUAUUGUCUCUUCAAUCAUCACUCGAUUCUUGAUCUGGCAAUCAUGCUGAGGUAUAUUCUUUCAUUGAUGCCAUGCCGAUGCACAUGCUUGACGGGUUGGCGUCUUCGACCCUCUCGAAUUUGUUGCCAGUCAGGACAAUCAGAACGGAAAGCCCCGACCUUUGAAAAAGCCGGGACAAACCUGCCUCAAACCGCAUUGGAAGCUGUCUAUUCUGGAACCCCCACCAACCACCAUUUUCUCGUUGUAAACAAAACAACCAGAAGGCGAAGUAUCAGACAGGUGAGACGGUUCGCGCGAUUUUCCCCAAUUUCUUGCCAAACUUGGCAUAUAUUGCUCAUAAAAGUAUUUUAACUUGAACUUUUGGUACACGAUGGGGACACUCUACGACAUGGUAAUAUCCAGACACGCGCAGUUGUAGUUCUUGUCUUGCUUUCGGGCGAGUGAUCUUAAAUUCGGCCAGUAAGGUAGGUACAGGUACAUGGUACAUAGUCCCAUGGGACCAAACGAGGAUUAUUAACAUGAAGUUAUGCAGCCUCCAUAGCGAAAUGGUACACAGUGCAUGCAGCGCC